AUGUUUAAUUUCUAUUUAUUUUUAAUUUUUCAAUUAUUUUUAUCAACUUUUGGUAUGCUCUGUGUUGGUCCAGGUGCGGAUAAUUGCCAAAAUGAAUUUUAUUCUGAUUCUCAAUGUCAACUUGUAUUUCACACUAACGGGGUUGUUAACGAGGACCGAUGCGAGAACGAUCAAAGUGAGCGAUUUAAAAUAGUAAUUCCCAUGUUUUGUGAAUCUAUAACUCACCAGAUAACCCGGCUAUAG
This is a messenger RNA of Meloidogyne enterolobii, 243 nucleotides long. NCBI's taxonomy places the organism in Eukaryota, Metazoa, Nematoda, Chromadorea, Rhabditida, Meloidogynidae. The record is from the annotation of a GenBank genome assembly.